AGCCUUGACCUAAGACACUAUGUCUGGUGCAGAUGAUACAAGUCCUCUAUACAUUGGUGUUGAUGUUGGGACAAGAAGUGUCAGAGCUGCACUGUUCAACAAAGCAGGGUUGUCCAUCAAGACCAGUGUCAAACCAAUAACAAUUUGGAACCCUAAACCAAACUUCUAUGAACAAUCGUCAGAUAAUAUUUGGGCCUCGUGUUGUGCUGCUAUCAAAGAUGCCUGCCUUGGGGUGUCACCAGACAGAGUCAAGGGUAUUGGAGUGGAUGCUACAUGUUCACUGGUAGUACUAGACAAGAAUGAUCAACCCCUCUCUGUGAGUCCAACAGGAAUGAAGGAACAGAAUGUAGUUAUGUGGAUGGACCACAGGGCUCAGGAACAAGCACAGAGAAUUAAUUUGACCAAUCAUGAUGUCCUGAAAUAUGUUGGUGGUGCCAUCUCAUUAGAAAUGGAACCUCCAAAACUACUUUGGCUUAAGGAGAACAUGAAUGAAUCCUGUUGGAACAAGGCUGGAUCCUUCUUUGAGUUGCCAGAUUUCCUGACUUUCAAGGCAACUGGCUGUACAACCAGGUCACUAUGUUCCAUGGUGUGCAAGUGGAGUUACUGCAUAUCAGAGGGGGACACUUCUAAACAAGGCUGGAGUGACACCUUUUGGCAACAAAUAGGACUAGAUGACUUAGCAGAAGCUAAUUAUGCAAAAAUAGACCAAACCAUCCUGCCCCCAGGCACAGCAUGUGGAUCUGGCCUGUCUGCCAAAGCUGCUGGUGAAAUGGGGCUCAAUCCUGGCACCCCUGUGGCUACUUCCAUCAUUGAUGCACAUGCUGGUGCUAUUGGUUGUUUGGGAUGUGACAUGAGUGUUUUACAAAGCAGUGAGCCAUACACUAACAGACUCAUCCUUAUAUCUGGGACCUCCAUGUGUCAUAUGGUGGUUAAUAAGAAUCCUGUGUCAGUACCAGGGGUGUGGGGACCUUUCUACUCUGCCAUCAUACCUGGUCUGUGGGGUCAUGAGGGGGGACAGAGCGCUACAGGCAAACUGAUUGAUCAUGUUAUUGAAGGUCAUGCUGCAUAUGGUGAACUUAAAGAAUUGGCAUCUGAAAGGAAACAACAUGCCCAUGAUGUUCUCAACUCCAAGUUAGAUGAGAUGGCAUCAGAAAGUAAUGUAGAACUGGGACAGCUGACUAAGCAGCUCCAUAUAUGGCCAGAUUUCCAUGGAAACCGUUCACCCAUUGCAGACCCCACUCUUACUGGAAUGAUAAGUGGUCUCACCUUGGCUAAUGGUAUUCCUGAUCUGGCUCUGUUGUACCUAAGCUGUUUACAGGCAUUGGCUUAUGGUACCAGGCAGAUAGUGGAGGCUUUAACAGCCAAUGGUUAUAGCAUAGAUGUGGUGUGUAUGUGUGGGGGACUUCGAAAAAACAAGCUCUUUGUCAUGACACAUGCAGAUGUGCUAGGAUUGCCAAUCUUGCUGCCUGAGGAAGAGGAGUCUGUGUUGUUGGGGUCUGCUAUAUUAGGAGCGUAUGCGUCUGGGGAUUUUCCAAAUCUUCAGACAUGUAUGAAAACCAUGGGAGGAAGGGGGAAGCUGGUCCAACCUAAUGCUACUUCAACUUCGUUCCAUGAAAAAAAAUACAGAGUAUUCCUGAAGAUGCUAAAAGACCAGCUGCAGUACAGGGCAAUGAUGGAGUGA
Messenger RNA from Owenia fusiformis, 1681 nucleotides. The record is from the annotation of a GenBank genome assembly. Lineage: Eukaryota; Metazoa; Annelida; Polychaeta; Sabellida; Oweniidae.